GAAAUUUCAGAGUCUAUUUGGGUAGAUGUCAUCCCUUCCUUGAUACCGUCCACCAGCAAUACUACUACUAGGUAGUUAGUAGUAAUGGAGCAAGACCAUACUCCCGGCGAGAAGAAGCCAGGCCAUCCGCCCGCUCAAUCGAUCCUGCACGAGGUGCGGACUGCCGAAAACAGCGCCGCCCACUUACUGCCCAAGUUGCAGUCCAUGAAAGAAUCCAACCCGCAUCUAACGCUCUUGGACGUCGGCUCCGGCUCAGGCACCAUCUCUGUGACUGUCGCCAAGCUCAUCCCCGACGGCCACGUUACCGGCGUCGACAUCAACGCCAACAUCUUGCCACGGGCACGAGCUGUCGCAGAAACGGCUGGCGUCAAAAACAUCGACUUUCAGCAGGCCAGUGUCUACAAGCUCCCCUUUGCCGACGAGACAUUCGACGUCACCUUUUGUCAUCAGGUGCUGAUCCACAUUGGCACCCCGUGGGACGCGCUGCGUGAAAUGCUCCGAGUCACAAAGCGAGGCGGCAUCGUCGCGGCGCGCGAGGGCGACUACGAGUCCGAGUGCGUCUGGCCCGAAUUGCCCGAGCUGGGCAAGUUCCAUAAGCUCAUGGCAGGCCUUAUGAGUGCCGGCGGUGGCGCGCCAACCGCAGGCCGACAGCUGCUUUCUUGGGCACUCAAGGCAGGUGUCGAGCCGAGCCAGGUGACGGUCAGCUAUAGUACCUCGUCAUACCAUACACCGAGCGAGAGGAAAAUCUGCUCCCAGGGGUUGUGCGAUCAGCUCAGAGGAGGUGGCUUGCGCGAGAAAGCCCUAAAGUUCGGCUUAGGUGCCGAGGGUGAUUUUGAAGAGAUGGCCAAGGCUUGGGAGGAGUGGGCGAAGAGAGAUGAUGCAACCUUGGCCAUGCUGCAUGGAGAGAUUCUUGUCCAGAAGUGAUUUCGAGACCCCAAGCGACACUUUACCGCAGGUCAAUGUACACCGGAAAUGCAAAGACAAUAUCAGACAUGAUAGAUGAAGUCAAUAGAG
Messenger RNA from Exophiala xenobiotica, 1014 nucleotides. RefSeq lists its product as uncharacterized. Gene Ontology annotation, molecular function: sterol 24-C-methyltransferase activity. The record is from RefSeq and is a predicted model, not a curated record. The coding region runs from base 85 to 924 and encodes 279 amino acids. Gene Ontology annotation, biological process: sterol biosynthetic process. NCBI's taxonomy places the organism in Eukaryota, Fungi, Ascomycota, Eurotiomycetes, Chaetothyriales, Herpotrichiellaceae. The transcript has 2 exons. Gene Ontology annotation, cellular component: endoplasmic reticulum.